CUGACAGGGUAUACGAUAUUGACAAUGCCUUUCACGAGAAGAAUUAAAAUUAAAAAAUUAUAAAAUGUGUAUUUCUGUCGAAAGAACGAUUUUACAAUAUUAUCCCAUAAACAUUACGAUUAAAAUUUACAUUUCUACACUGAAUUUGUUUGCAUGUGAAUAAUCCCGUUUUGGUGUAAUCAUUGAAAACUGUUAGAAAAGUGUGUAAAUAUAUAAGAAGCCAUUCAGCUUAAUAAAAAAAUUGUGUGUAAAAAUGUCCAAUACAAGCUGGAUGAUGAGAAAUAGAAGCCUGCGGUCGAAAGCACCGACACUACCUUCCGAUUGGUAUCGCUUAGACAUAAACAAAACAAAAAAUGAAAGUGCGGUCGAGAUAUACGUCGAGCUCAGCUCGCCGAAAUUAAGCAUACCAAGGCGAAUUAGUUUGCUCAACGCAUUCGUUACAAUUUAUGAUCCAAAAAGGGAGAAAUCAAAAUUUAGUUCGCAUUCAGAGUUGGCGGCCGUCGAUGAUAUCAUAUUGAACAGCACGGAGGUGGAAUGUUCGACGGCAACUGAUGAUAGCAUAACCAUAUUCACAGCGGAAGAGCUGCUCUUAUGCCUUAGCGCAUCGCUGGGACAUCAAGUCACCAAUGUUCGAGCGGGAUCGUUGCGUGCAAUUCGAUACAUACUUCGGUCGGCCGACGAUCUGCAAACAUUCAACGAUAUGCAAUUAACACAUCUUCUAUGUCGCAGCCUUGAUGUUUUGGUCGAGUAUGAGGAAGAGCGUGUUCAGGCCUUAAAACUGGUGCGCAAAAUGUUGGCCAUCUCGCCGAAACUGGUCAGUCCAGUAAUUGUACGAUCCCUGGUAGCACUCGGUGACAGUGGUGUCGAAGAGAAUGACCGAAUGUUGCGUGCUUGUUUAGCCACAUUAUGUGAAUUCGGUGUUUUAAAUCCGGUUCUGUUAAUUGUAUGCGGUGGCGUAAGUGUAAUCACACGAAAUGUAAUGGAAUGUCACAGUCCAAGAAUAGCGGAAAGUUUGUGCGGUGUUUUGUUGCACUUGUUGGAAUGGCCACAGACUAGGCAUAUAGCAGGUGUCCGAUUAGAUUGUUUAGCUGCCCCGUAUUGUGACUUCACUUAUCGCCUGGGUAUUAUGGACAAGAACAAAGAUGCCAGAGAUCUUCGAUUCACGUGCAGUCGGCUGGCUCUUUUAUCGGUUUUGCGUAGUUGGACUGGUACUAUAGAGUUCUGUGAUCCAAACCGACCAUCCGGUCUGAAGGCAAUUGUCGAUGUGCUGUAUUUGAAUCAGCUGGAAGUGCGCAAAGCUAUAUUAGAUUUGUUAUAUGAACUGUUGUGGCUGCCGCAACCGGUAUGGACCGACGAAUAUUCGGUUGCAUUGGCUGCUAUCGAUCCGGCUGAAUAUCAAGACACAUGGAGCCUGGCGGAAGGUUUUGUGGCAAUGGAGGGAAGAAAUGUUUUACCAAGUUUAGCCAACUGUGUGCCAAAUAUAUGUGAAAUACACACGUCGUUAUUGCUGUAUUGUUUUUUAGAAACAGGUUUAUUGAAUGCCUUAGUCGAAGUGGUUGUGUCCAGUGACACAUUCAUUUCCGUACGGGCGACCGUUCUUAUUGGGAAAUUAAUUCAAAUGAUGCACACGCAUCUGCCUAGCGACAUUUUUAAUACAAGCUCAGCGUUACCAGCCCUUGUUACGCAUGCAAUUCAGGGAAACCAUCAGGCACGGGCCGCCAUAAAUGCUCUACAUAAUUUGCAUGAGAUGCACAAAAAUCGGCCAGCGUCGUGCAGUUUAUUUCUCGAUUUGAUUAUCCAAAGUGGCGGCAUCAUCAAUUCGAAAUUGUUCAAACGAGAGCUGAAACUGAGCGACACAUUUUCAGCUGCCCUACCACAAUACGAUACACUCGAACGCCGGCGACACGAUUCGGUCGGUUCGAGUACGAGUAGCGAUGAAGCGUCAAACACUUCGGUGUUGUCAUUUAGACGUGGUGGCCUUAAUAAAUCUUAUAUCAAACAGUAUCUUGCCAAUCUCAAGGAAAAACUCAAACAAAACGAACGUCUGCUACGCGAUUCGAAUGUGUUGGUGAACGAAGAUGGCAAAGUGUGGGACUGGGACAUUAUCAUCAAUAUAUUGAAGUCGGAUGUGCUGUCGAAGCUGGACGAAAAUCACUGCAGAUUUAUUCGUCGGUUAAUUCACUAUUACAAGCCGAGCAGUAAUCGAUUUUCGCAUCAAGACCUUGGUCAUGGUAGAAUGAUACCGCCAGUUGUGAUGGCAGGCAUCGAGCUGAUCGACUGGUUAUCGAAAACUGCUGACCUCCAAUGUGUUCGAAUGUUGACCGAUCUAUUCUCCGACAUUAACGUUCAACUCCAUGCGAUAUCGUCGAAAAAUCCCCACGAAUGUUUGUUCAGUCCGCAGCACAUGACCAGCACGAUGAGUCAACAAUAUUUCAUAUUCAUCGGACGAAUGUGCCGCACAACGGCUAGCAUGCGAAUACUCGUGAACACAAACAUCUUCAAACAACUGUCCAAAUUGGUCACGACGACCAGAUUCACCUGUUACGUGAAACUGAUCGUGUCAGGUCUGGACUACUCGAACGAUUCGAUGCCACGAGAGAUUCUCGGCAAUGCGUUGACGGCCAAGCGUACCGCCUCCCGAUUGUACGCGACCCAGUUCAUGUUGGUGUUGUUGCGAGCAAGAAUGAUCAAUUUCGAGGUGUGGGGACUGCCGUUGCUGGUCGCUCAAACGAGAGACGCGGAUCGAACGGUCGCUCUGACGGCUUUGGAAAUUCUGGAUGAAGCGUGCUACGAAAGGAUGUAUUUGGAGGAAUUGGUCAACAGUUGGUAUAGGUUCGACAACCUUGGUGACAAUGGUUCACUUCUGAUGAUUCGGUACUAUUCGAUACCGCGGGGCUUAUUGCACCCGAAAGCGAAAGUUAAGCAAGAAAUCGAUUUGUGGGUCAAAAGUUACUGCAAAAGAUAUGUUCUUCUGGUUGAGGCUGACACCCAUGCAGUCCUAACGUUACAUACCAAAAGCGACGACGGAACGUACAGCAGAAGGAAUUGUUCGUCCAGGCGUUCUACAUUUUUACCUAACAUUUUACCUCAUUUAUACGGUCAACUGGCUCAAACGACAAAGGGGUUGACUGAAAUCAAGGAGCAUGGACAUAUUGAAAAACUAAUUGACAUUUUACAUCAAUUGAAAACGGAUACGGAAAUGGAUUGUUUGGUACUGAAGUCAGCGAUGUGGGCACUGUCCCACCUGGCCACCAGCAACGACGGAUUACAAUAUUUGGACGAGGAGAAGUCACGAAUUAUUGAGAAAAUUAUAUUUUUGGCAAAACACUGUCCCGUUUAUUCGAUUCGUGCCACAGCCGUUCACUGUUUGAGCUUAAUUGGCACCACAAAACUCGGUGCUGACAUUCUCUUCAAAUACGACUGGAUUUGCGUGCGUCACGACCGGGAUACAUUGUGGCCGAUCUGUGAACCAGAAGAUUGGAUGUCGAAGCAUAUGACACCCAUUCGACAUCAGUUGGAUGAUAUGCCGUUACCGUACAAUUACACGGGAAUUGACGAAAAUUUGAAUGGAUUUUUCACAGCCAACGAAACAACGACACCGCUUUUCUUCGACGAUGCGUCGUGUGACAAAGUUGACGGCAGCGAAAACAAUGAGAUCAACCCACAAAAUCCAACUCGUUCGAAUACACUUCCCGAUACAGUCAGUCGUCCGUUCCACUUGAAGCACACCCGUUCAUUGUCCGAAUCGAAGACCACCGACGAAUUCAGUUCGGUGGUUACGUCACGGCCUCGUUUCAAUUCCGGCACCGAUUCGAAUACGUCCGGUGUGAGUAGCUCGGAUUCGGUGUACGGCCGGUAUAUGGUCAGUGAUCUGUUGCAAACGCUGAGCCCGAUUCCCAGUUCGUCGAAUCUAUUGGAAGUGCACAAGUCGACGAAUUUACGCAUACGGAAGAUUUCGUUGACGGGUGCGUCGUUCCGUGAGACAACCAUCAGUCCACAGGAUGAAACAGGCUACGCAAAACUUCGGUCGAUUCGACGGAAUACUAGGCCGUUGUUGUCAGAGUCUGCAGCCGAUGAACUGGCAGAAGUUAUUCACGGAUCGAAGUUGUCGCAGCAGCGUAAAUUGAAAGUGAGAAGUUUGGAUCGAAGAAGUUCAUUCGGUUACGAAGAAGCACCAAAGAGGAGUCCUGUCCGUGUUCCUAACAAAACUGACGCAAAGGGCCCAAUUUAUUCAGGUAUUUGUCUUCCAAAGAACAUCUUAGAUUUAUUCAACCAUCCACCAUCUUCCGGAACUUAUGUGUCACAAUGCGUUCAAGAAAUGGAAGCCAUUGACAUUUCAGCGAACGACGGUUCUGAUAGUUCAGUAAGUAGCCUAUCCGAUAUAUCCAGCAGCAACAGCAAACGAUCGAAAUUCGUCGGCAAACACAAUUCCAACAUAUGCCUCAGCUGCUGUCGCUUAAAGGCCAACAGUUCACAACGGUACGACAGCGAUCGCAACAUUCAUCGACCGAUCAACACCAACAAUUCACCGUACAAUUCCACAUUCAUAUCGUCGGACAGUGUGCUGGCCGAAGAUAAUAUGCCAUACCGAAUCACCAUCAAUAUACUGCGACACGUUCAUCGGAUCGCCAAUCCGGUGUGGAGCAAACAGUCGAAAAUAGCGCUGCUCGAACUGAAACAGAAACAUCCGGCCUCGUUCCAGAACAUUUGUCUGUAUUCGGAAGUGUGUAAGGCGCAGUCCAGUAACACAUAUCGUUUGAAUUCACGUCGCUUUCUGCAGGAGUUAUUUUUCGACUUGGAUUUUAGUGGUUUUUUCGCCGAAGCGGGUGAAAUUGCGGAACGGAAGUCAAUGGCGGCCAAUGCUACAACAGCUGCAGCUAUAUCGGAUUGUGAUGUCGUUGAUGGUGCUAGUUGUAGUAAUAACGUUAGUAGUAAUAAUUAUAAUAAUAAUAGUAGUGGCAGCAGCAGCAGCAGCAGUAGUAUUACUAGCGAACAAAUUUAUACACUAAAAACACAACUGAAAUCACCUUUACCAAGUGUUACAGAGGCUAGUGUCGAAGAUCUUCUUCAGCAGGGUAGAGCGAGUAACAGUAAUCAUCUUGUUGAUUGCAUCGAAACCAAUGAUGAUGGUACCAAAAAGCCAUCAAACCAUAAUUUACGAUAUUCAGGGACGGGACGACCGCGAUUCAAUACUUUAGAGUUAGACCUUAGUUGUACAAAGAAUAAAUUUCCGAUCACCGAUCGUCGAAAGAUGGACUUUUCGCCGACAUUCACAUCGAAUGGGAUAUUCGAUCAGUGUGUGGUGAAGAAAUUGUCCACGUCGAUGAGUACGGCGGGCAGUCUAUUUUGUGAGAAACGUAUUAGUGCAUCGAAGUCUGAAGCUGCUUUCGACAAGCCUAAUGUAGAAGUUAAAAGUCCUAUUAGCUAUACCGAUUUGAUGAAAUUGAAACGUGAACAAUGUCCUCCAUGCAAGUCGGAUGAAUAAAAGUCCGUUGUCUGUAUGUAUGUUUGUGUGUGCGUGUGUCUGAGCCUGGGUGGUUGUCUAGCUAGGUAAGUGUUCGUUUGAGAUUGCUUUAUUUUCGUAAGUUAUAAAAGGAAGAAGAAGGAGAAGAAAAUGAGAGAAAAAUUUAAUGUAUUUUUGUAACGCAAUGGCAAAUGGAAAUUAAUUUUCGUUUUUCCUGCUUUCUAAACACAUUAGUUUUGUAUACGAAUUUAGAUUUUAUAAAAAUGGCGAAUUGUGGCGUGAAAGUUGCAAAUUUGUGUGUACAUAUUUGGGAAGAGAAAAGUUAUAGUAGACGGGGGGUAGAGAUAAAGAGAGAGAGAGAGAGAGAGAGAGGAACAGAUAGAGAGAGAGUCCUGAAAGUUAUGUUAUUUGGAAACGGAUCAAAAACACGAAUGUAAUCAAAAUAAUAAAAAAAUUAAAUUGGCUUCCUAGUCAGUUCAAUAUUUUCACAUUAUGUACACCCUUUGCCGCCAUUUUCAACCAAAGACCAAACUAUAAAAAGACUUCAUAUUUUUCUAACUUACGUUAAACAACUUGUCGAAGUAAUAGAGCCCACAUCUUUCUUUCUUGAUUUUUAUUUAAAAAAAAUUCUUCAGCAUACUGACAGCCUACGAGCCUAUCAGUCCAUCAUGUGUAAGGUAAUAGUUCGAAACCUACUAUACCUGCUAUACUGAGGGACUAUUUUGAAAAAGCAAUUUUCCACAUUUUUCCAAAUUUUCGCAAUUGUUUUUCGAAAUUGUGGAAAAUUCAAGAAAAUUUGGACAAAAAUUAUAUCGCAGAGAAAUCAAAUUGAAGAUUUUGGGAGCAACCCAAGUUUUCGGAUCAGAAAAAUCAUAAGCAGAAGGUAACGAUACUCAGCAUCCGCAAAUAGAAUGAGUCGAGUGACAUUUAUUUUCAACAAAAAAAAAACUCAAAAUAAACUUCAGUUUUAAUUCGACUCACACAUUAUAUCCACCUGCCACCUGCUCAUCAUUUCUCUGUUUCGAAUUUUCGACUGGUAAUUUUCGUGUCGAAUCUAAAUCUUAACUAAAUUUUAUCACAUUCAUUUUGACAUCAAAAUCGUGGUUUCUCUAUGAUGUAUAAGCCGACUGAGAUUACACUGUACACCCUCUGUUGAUUAAUGUGAAACCGCUGAAAAUUAAAAAUGCCAGAAUGGCAUAGGUUUCGAGCUUUGGUCUCAUGAGGUGCUGAUGAUCCGCGUGAGCUAUUGGCAUUCUUUUCUUUCAACUAUAAAUUGAUUUAUUUGGACAAAUGAAAAGUUUCUUAGAAAUUGCUGGUUUGUAGAUUUUGCUUGUGAUUU
This is a messenger RNA of Bradysia coprophila, 6803 nucleotides long. RefSeq names its product rapamycin-insensitive companion of Tor (gene rictor). Gene Ontology annotation, biological process: positive regulation of phosphatidylinositol 3-kinase/protein kinase B signal transduction; TORC2 signaling. Gene Ontology annotation, cellular component: TORC2 complex. The record is from RefSeq and is a predicted model, not a curated record. Lineage: Eukaryota; Metazoa; Arthropoda; Insecta; Diptera; Sciaridae. Gene Ontology annotation, molecular function: protein serine/threonine kinase activator activity.